AAUUUAACAAUUAAUUCAACGUUUCAAUGUAGCCACUUACUAGUUACAACCAUAAUUCUUCACGCUCGAACGCAAAGUUCAAGACUCGAGUUACGAGAGGAGCUCCAUCAAGCUAGCUAUGCCGCGUCUACUCUCUGCGGCGUUGGUCCUGCGCCGCGACCCACGACUCCUCAAACUCCCGCCGUAUAUCUCCCUCCUCUGUAUCAUCGUCGGUGUCGCAUGGCUUCUUAUGCUACCACUCGAUCAAUAUUCGCGCCGAACUUAUAUAAGCGAGAACGCACUCCUACCCGGUCAAGUUCACACGUAUUUCGGCGGUAGCGACCAGCAUGUCUUCCGCGCUUACAGACACGAAGUCGAUGCUUUAGAAAACAAGACCAAUAUCGAAGUUAACGACGAGCUAGAAAGCAUAUUCAGGGGUGUUGGGCUUAAGGUCGGCCGUCAAAAUUACACGUAUAGCUCUUCGGGUAAGACCCACCACGGCGAAAACGUAUACGCUAUCCUACAAGCUCCCCGCGGUGAUGCUACGGAGGCCAUUGUACUUGUCGCUGCGUGGAAGAACGUCAAUAAUGAAUACAAUCGCAAUGGACUUGCAUUGGCACUUGCCUUGACUCGCUACUUCAAGCGCUGGUCCCUGUGGUCCAAGGACAUUAUCCUCGUCGUGCCGCCCGAUAGCUACGCCGGACCCCAGGCCUGGGUCGACGCUUACCAUGAUGCGCACGAUGCUUCGCAGGUCUCCCCACUGCCUAUAAAAUCCGGUGCGCUUCAGGGUGCGCUAUGUCUCGAUUACGCGCAAGAAAACCGGUUCGAUUCCGUGCAUAUAAUAUACGACGGCGUCAAUGGACAAUUGCCGAAUCUGGAUCUGAUCAACUCUGUUGUUAAUAUCGCGAGUGGCCAGAUGGGUAUGGGGUCCGCGCUACAGGGAAUGUUGAGACAUUCGCAACAAUACGGUGAUAACCUCGAGACGGUGGUGCGCGGGAUGUUAAACCAGGCAUUGGGCCAUGCUACGGGUCCGCAUUCAAGUUUUAUCCCGUACCACGUCGAUGCGAUUACGUUGCAGCCGGCGGGUAAUGGAUGGCAUGAUGAGAUGGGCUUGGGUCGCCUGGUCGAGGGAUUAUUCAGGAGUUUGAAUAAUCUGCUGGAGAAAUUGCACCAGAGUUUCUUCUUUUAUCUCCUCAUUCAUAAGCAUCGGUUUGUUAGCAUUGGUACGUAUUUGCCGAGUGCUAUGCUUAUCGCGGUGAAUUUCACUGUUAUGGCGAUUGCGUUGUGGGUUAAGAGCGGGUAUAAGGAGGUUGAUUCGGCGGAUGAGUCGGCGAAGGAUAAGCCUAAGGUGGAAGGAAAUGGCGUUAAGGAGGCCGAGAAGUCAAAAGAGGUAGUGGCACCAGCUUCGGUGGCGGCUGAGCGAGAGGUACUUCUCCCGCUCGUUCUGGUCGUGAGUUGCCACUUCAUGGGUGUUAUUCCACUCUUCAUAUUCAACCACACACCCUCUGGUCUUCUCACCCCUAUCUUCACCAUUUUUACCCUCCUCAACGCUGCCUUACCGCCUAUGGUCUCCUACUUCCUUACCAAUAAUACGCGCAAACCGCCUACGACACAACAAUACCAGCUCAUCAAGUCCUUCUCACUCUUACUCCUCGGCAUGUUCCUCUCCUCCCUAGCCACCCUCAACUUCUCCCUCGCCUUCCUCAUCGGUCUCCUAGCGACUCCGUUAUCAUUCUCGCAACCGUGGCCCAAUCUCCCCGUGGCGAGAUACGCGCAGGUAUUACUCUUGCAUAUACUAAGCCCACCCGCGGUAUUACUCGUAGGUAGCUUAGUAGCAGGAGUCGAAAUCAGAAGCGUACUCGAGGAGGCCGCAUUCGGGUGGCAUGCUUGGGGCAUGUACACACCGCUUCUAGUAUGGUGUGUCUGGUGGCCAGCAUGGUUGGCAGGGCAGUUGAUCGUGCUAGGACAACCCGGGGUGGGAAAGGUUAAGAAGGCUUGAUAAUUCGUUGUAUCAUGUUAUUUGGGAUGGAUCGAUUUGAUUUAAACUCAUGGAGGGAAAAGGAGGAGGGUCAUUAAGCAUGGUUCAGCGUAUGCAUAUCUACUUGUCAAACAUUAGCUAGGUUUGGAGCCGGGGGCAUUACCGCCUCUUGCUGAUGAGCGAAACAGAAUUGAGAUACCAUUAAUAUCGUACUCUAUACGUAC
Hypoxylon trugodes is the source of this 2181-nucleotide messenger RNA. Its product is annotated as GPI transamidase component GAA1. Gene Ontology annotation, biological process: attachment of GPI anchor to protein. The record is from RefSeq and is a predicted model, not a curated record. Bases 119 to 1978 code for a protein of 619 amino acids. Gene Ontology annotation, cellular component: GPI-anchor transamidase complex; membrane. The transcript is spliced from 3 exons. NCBI's taxonomy places the organism in Eukaryota, Fungi, Ascomycota, Sordariomycetes, Xylariales, Hypoxylaceae.